AAACAGCCCUUGGCAGUGGAAGAAUGAUGGAGGCCAAUCCAGAGAGAUGUCUGAAUUGUUGGAAAAUCCGCCGCAUCGCAUACGUCACAGGACUAUCAUGCAUGUUCAAUGGGAAACCUCCAGCUUUUGCCCCUCUCGUUUAAAAUGGCCAUUCAUCCUGUGGUAUCCCUUUUCUUUUGCAAAAGACUAUGUCUGAUUUUCCAGUAGUCGGGAAAAUUGUAAAUACUGCAUAGUGCUCCAGAAUCUGAUUAGAACACCAAAACUUCCCUAGACACACGAAGUAAAAGGUCAGGAUGAAGCUCAAUUUACUGACCAGCCUCCUAUGGGUGCUGGUAACUACCGAGGCUGUUGGGGCCUCCAACUGGUUCACCAGAACGGUAUACAACAGAUGGCACGAAACCGAACUGGAACGGUGGCUCUCCGACCACAGCAUCCCGUAUCCCACGCCGGCAGACCGCAAAGAUCUCGAGAAUCUGGUAAAGGCAAAUUGGGACUCGAAAGUGCAGCAGCCCUUGGGCCGUUUUACCGGUUAUACUUCCGACCAGAUUCAUCAUGCGAGAGAAUGGGUCUUCGAGACCUGGUCAGAAUCACAGCUCAAGGCAUUCCUUGACGCGCACGGUAUUCCUCCUCCUCAACCGAGUAGACGUGAAGUGCUCUUAGGGGCAGCCCGUGAGAAUUAUGAAGCCAUUGCAAAGAAACUUGGAGAGACAGCCGCCUAUCCUGGCAAUUGGCUCUACGAACAAUGGAGCGAAUCUGACCUUAAAGCCUGGCUGGAGGAGCACGGGUGGCCCGUACCGGAGCCCACUGACAGGGACAGGCUUAUUGCGUCCGUACGUCGCAAUUCGCGUCUCGCUUCUCUGAGGGCACAGAGUCUUGCCUCAUCUGCUUCGGCCUCGGCACAAGCGGCACAGGAUACUUUGAGUGAUGCUCUGUUCCAUGCCUGGUCCGACUCGGAGUUGAAGAAAUUCCUUGACGAGCAUGGCGUGAAAGUACCGCAAGGGUCUAGGCGCAAUGAGCUAAUCGCCCUGGCAAGGAAGCACCGUGCCAUGUUGCUCAGUCGUGCAUCUUCUGCAUCCGAGGCGGCCGUGUCGUCGGUUUCAGACUUUUUCGGAGCCGCCACAUCUAAGGCUGGUAAUGAGUACGCAAGGGCCACUGAUGAUAUCAGGCUGGCGGGAUACGAUGCCUUCGACACCGCCGUCGCUGUCUGGUCCGACUCUCGUCUCAAGGCAUAUCUGGAUGCGCGAAGCAUCCCUGUUCCCCAGGGGGGGAGACGCGAUGAGCUCCUAGCUAAAGUAAGAGCAAGCAAGUUCAAGGCCGCUAACGAAUGGAAUCCCUGGACUUUCGAUACCUGGGACGCAGAACACCUCAAAAAAUACCUCUCUUCAAUGAGUACUGCCACCGCCCGUCGCGCAGAUGUGACCCGCGAAGAACUCAUGCGACAAGCCCAAGACACAUACGUCAAAGCCUCCAAAGUCGGCGGUUCAAGCUACGCAUCAGCCACUUCCUACAUGGCACAGGCAACCGGAAGUGCCAAGGACGUUACCUUUGACAAAUGGUCCCGCUCCGAACUCAAGGCUUAUCUGGACUCUUUUGGGAUUCCGGUCUACCAGGGGUCAAAUGUUAAUGAACUACGCGCUGCCGCGAGACGCAAUGCCUACUAUUUCAAAUACGGGACUAUGACUCCGCCGAGCACUAUUUAUGCGAGUUUCAUGGAUACUAUCCAGUGGGUUCUGGACCGGUUAAGACUUGGUGCCCUCACUGGGAGGGAGAAGGGGUAUGAUACUGCGGAACGGGUGAGGCAGGGGACGGAACACUUUGCACAUUCUGAGUUGUGAGGAGCUGUUCUUUCUGAACUCGUGUCAUCUGCACUUAUUUCUCUUAUUACUCCUCAAGAGCUUAUGAAGGGUGCUUUCGAUUCUUGUUCUUACAUUGGUGGAUGUGGUUGUUUGAUGGCUUGGGAUGUGUAAAAAUACAUAGGAGCGUACAUUCAGUAUGUUAUAUAGCUUAACUCAAUGGCAUUUCCCCCA
Monascus purpureus is the source of this 2027-nucleotide messenger RNA. The record is from the annotation of a GenBank genome assembly. NCBI's taxonomy places the organism in Eukaryota, Fungi, Ascomycota, Eurotiomycetes, Eurotiales, Aspergillaceae.